Messenger RNA from Ceraceosorus guamensis, 498 nucleotides. Its product is annotated as 60S ribosomal protein L38. Bases 100 to 354 code for a protein of 84 amino acids. The transcript is spliced from 4 exons. Lineage: Eukaryota; Fungi; Basidiomycota; Exobasidiomycetes; Ceraceosorales; Ceraceosoraceae. The record is from RefSeq and is a predicted model, not a curated record. Gene Ontology annotation, biological process: translation; protein-RNA complex assembly. Gene Ontology annotation, molecular function: structural constituent of ribosome. Gene Ontology annotation, cellular component: cytosolic large ribosomal subunit; ribosome.
CGCGGGCUCGGUGGUAGACACUGGAGAUCUUCGGCAGCACGAUCUGCACCACGGUCUUUGCCCACCACCACAACAUUUCACCCUCGGACUUCGCCCAACAUGCCUAAGCAAGUGACCGACAUCAAGCAGUUCCUCGAAAUUGCGAGGAGAAAGGACGCCAAGUCCGCUCGCGUCAAGAAGACGCUCAAGGGCAACUCCACCCAAACCAAGUUCAAGGUCCGUUGCAGCCGAUACCUCUACACUCUCGUGGUCGAUGACGCAGCCAAGGCCGACAAGCUCAAGCAAAGCUUGCCACCUGGCCUCAACGUUCAGGAUGUCGGUCUUGUGGGCGUGAAGGGCAAGCUGCGCAAGUAGGCUUGUGCAAGAACUGCAGGCGCCUACAAAAAGUCCACACGAUCAUAGGUCUUUCUGAUGUCACAUGCACUCAUCAAAACACCCACGCAUUUCAUGCCAUGUAGCACCAGAGCUUCGUCACCACAGCAGACGCAGAGGGACUAC